Molecule: messenger RNA, 744 nt
Organism: Arctia plantaginis
Lineage: Eukaryota; Metazoa; Arthropoda; Insecta; Lepidoptera; Erebidae
Source: the annotation of a GenBank genome assembly
AUGUCAUCCACGAAUAAAUCAAUAAAUCAGCGCCCUACAUCACUAGAGGGCAGCAGGAAUGAUAAUACUCCAAUUCGCUCAAGCGACAACAAAACUAUUCGUCCUACUAAGAGGCCGGCGCUGUCAUCUCCCUCUAGCAAAGAAGACGCCCCAUUGACAUACGAGGGGAUUCGUAUAAUCAUCGAUGAUGCAUUGAAAAGUCAUUUAAGUGAGCUGAUAGAUGAGUUCAGUGCAAAAAUGCGGGCUAUAUUGGAUAUCGAACUUCGACAAGUAAAGGACGAGCUUCAAGACGUAAAACAAGCAAUGCAAUUUGUGAAUGAACAGUUUGAAGACAUUGAAAGGGAGCACAAAACAAAUCUACCAUACUGUACAGUGUCAGCAGCUCAGGACUCGCUUACUAAGAUUGAUCCCUUACAUCCACCCCUUGAGGCUAAUAUAUCGAUCGUGGACAGUAAAGAUCUUAAUAUAAAUUCAAACAAUAGAAAAUUAAACUAUUAUAAGGCCGAUUAUGAGGCCAUUCGGGGGGCUCUGUCAGGGAUUGACUGGAAUUCAGAGCUGGCGGAAUGCACAAAUGUCAAUUCAAUGAGUCAAUUCCGCCCACGCCCGCCGGCGACAAGCGCGGCGCCUUUGUCGCAAAAAACAGCAGAACGCUCAAAAUAUACUAAAACGGGCUUACAAGCAGUGGUCGGACGUCCUGGGACAAUCAAGAGCACCCGUUCGCACAGCUGGUCGAGGAAGCGGUGA